UAAGUUUUCGAUGAUCGUCGUUAUGUUGCUGUUUAGACGAAAUAUUUCUCGUGGCAAUCGCAGAUAACCCCAGUCCAAGAAAAAGGAAACGAAUACAGAACAAUGUCGACAACAAACUUCAGUAGAGGUGGAACACAAGCGAUAACAAUUCAAGAAUUACAUUGCUCCCCCCUUCUGGUGGGUGUGCUUCAAAAAGAAUUUGAAAUUUAUUUCUUAGCAAUCUACAUUCUCCUUUCCAUCACAGCAUCUCUUGGGAACUUUCUUAUCCUCUUUGCCCUUCAAAAAGAAUCUUCCCUUCAUCCGCCGUCCAAACUCUUGUAUCGUUGUCUGGCAACAACUGAUCUUUUGGUUGGUCUCGUCAGCCAGCCUCUCUACGCUAUUUACUGGAUGUCCGUGGGCCAGGAACACUGGAGUCUUUGUCGAUACGCGUUUGACGCAGCCUACAUCACAGCCUAUGCAUUAUGUGGAGUGUCUUUGAUGACAAUAACGGCCAUAAGCGUGGACAGGCUCCUCGCCCUGCUGUUAAGGCUAAGAUACAGAGAAAUUGUAACUUUGAAGCGCACAUACAUCAUCGUAGUUACCUUUUGGAUUGUAUCUAGUGUCGCUGCUUUAUGCUACACAUUAGAUUACCGUAUAACCAUUUGGUAUGGCCAUGUAGCUAUACCAUCUUGCCUUGUUAUUUCAGUGGCCUCGUAUAUAAAAAUUUUUCGGGGUCUCAGUCAUCAUCAGGCUCAAGUACAAGAUCAUAUCCAACAACAGCCGAGCCAAUCAAAUGCACUGAACAUGGUGCGAUACAAAAAGGGAUUGUACAGCGCUCUGUGGGUGCAGUUAGUAUUAGUAGUUUGUUAUGCACUAUACUCUAUAAUGGCAAUUGUAAUCGAUCGCCGUAAAACACAUUCAUCACACUUGAUGGUAAUAUGGGAAGUAGCAGUUCUCUCAGUUUACUUUAACUCGACAUUAAACCCGUUUCUUUACUGCUGGAAGAUUAGUGAAAUAAGACAAGCGGUAAAACAGACUAUUAGAGAAGCACUAUGCUGAAGUUAGAAAUAAUAAUAUGUGAUUGCACGAGCAGUUAUCGCGCAUAGAAAAGUUCAAUGUACU
Stylophora pistillata is the source of this 1101-nucleotide messenger RNA. Its product is annotated as melanocyte-stimulating hormone receptor-like. Gene Ontology annotation, molecular function: G protein-coupled receptor activity. Gene Ontology annotation, cellular component: membrane. Gene Ontology annotation, biological process: G protein-coupled receptor signaling pathway. The record is from RefSeq and is a predicted model, not a curated record. Lineage: Eukaryota; Metazoa; Cnidaria; Anthozoa; Scleractinia; Pocilloporidae.